Molecule: messenger RNA, 8135 nt
Organism: Acipenser ruthenus (sterlet)
Lineage: Eukaryota; Metazoa; Chordata; Actinopteri; Acipenseriformes; Acipenseridae
Product: protein unc-13 homolog B
Exons: 41
Coding region: 258-5216 (1652 amino acids)
Biological process (GO): neuromuscular junction development; synaptic vesicle maturation; dense core granule priming
Cellular component (GO): presynaptic active zone cytoplasmic component; presynaptic membrane; terminal bouton
Molecular function (GO): calcium ion binding; phospholipid binding; calmodulin binding
Source: RefSeq, a predicted model, not a curated record
UGAGUCCCUAUAAUAAUCCAUCAUGGCGUUGCGAGGCUGGGAGCAGUGGCUCUCAAGCCUCACUCUCUUAACUUCGUCUGCAGGUUAUUUCAUGGCAGUGACAGCACCGGUUUUCAACUGAGAAAAGCAAAACAACGACAACUGGAGAACAGUUUGUAAUGCUUCACACGGAGGGAAUGUAUUCUGUUUAGCGGUUGUGAUUUAUCUCAUAUCAACUCAAAACUGCAACAGGAUUUUAUACGAGUGCGCUAGCGGCUAUGUCUCUACUUUGUGUGCGGGUCAAGAAAGCCAAACUCUAUGGACCCCCAGAAAAGUUUAACGCCUACGUGACUCUGAAGGUACAGAACGUGAAAAGCACGACGAUCACAGUGCGCGGGGACCAGCCAUGCUGGGAACAGGACUUCAUGUUCGAGAUCAGUCGUCUGGACCUGGGCCUGAUCGUAGAGGUGUGGAACAAGGGGCUGAUCUGGGACACCAUGGUGGGGACCGUCUGGAUCCCUCUGCGGAGCAUCCGGCAGUCCGAGGAGGAGGGCCCGGGGGAGUGGGCUGUGCUGGACGCAGAGGUGUUGAUGAAGGAGGAUGAGAUUUACGGCACCAAGAACCCCACGCCACACCGUCUCCUGCUGGACACGCGGUUCGAGCUGCCCUUCGAUAUCCCAGAAGAGGAAGCGCAAUACUGGACCAGCAAACUGGAGCAGAUCAACGCCAUGCGAGACCACGACGAGUAUUCACUGCAAGAGGAAGUUCAGAAGAAGCCACUACCCACCGCUGCCUCCCAGUGCUCUCUGGAAGAUCAUGACAGCGCAGUGGAUGACCGGGACAGCGACUACCGCAGCGAGACCAGCAACAGCAUCCCCCCACCUUACCACACCACAGCCCAGCCCAACUCCUCCCUGCACCAGUACCCUGUCCCUCCCCGGCUGCAGCACCAGGCAGAUUCGAAGGACUCCGAGUCCAUGCAGAGCUACGACCUGGACUACCGGGACCAGAAAGAGAUCAGAUGGUACAGCAGUGUUGACUCCGCUGCGAAUGGCCGUAGUGAUCUAGAGUCUGCCUCUAGUCAGCUGACCAGCCGCAAGUUCUCACUAGGGAGCCGGCACUCUCUAGAGCUGUCCAAUAGCCCGGUGGGGAGCAGUCGAUACGACUCCUCUGGGAACCUGAGCCAGGGCAGCUCCCAGCUGAGCGAACUCGACCAGGAGAGUGCUCCAUGCUCCGAGCCGGAAGAGCGCCGUGACCGCGAGUCCUUCCACUCCUACCACAGCACAGGCAGCUGCAAGCCCAACGGCACAGACUGGGGGGGGGAGGAGGAGGAGGAGGAGGAGGCCAGGGUGCGAGCCGAGGACCACGACACCUUCACCAGACUCGAGGACAGGAGGCAGGACGUCACACCUGAGGGACUCCCGGAGCCAGUGCAUCCCCUCGAGAGGAGGCUGAGCAAGGAGCCGAGCAGCUUCGUGGGUGACGCGGAACCCCCUGCUCUCUCCCUGUCCAGGAUACGGUGGUUAAAGGCCAUCAACAAAGUGCGUGUGCAGGUGCAGGAGGGUCGAGAUGAUGGGGAUCCUUCAAAUCCUUCCUGGAGUAAAGGAGGGCAGGGCGGAGGCCUCUUUGGCAUUGACAGCAUGCCAGACCUGCGCAAGAAGAAGCCAAUUCCACUUGUUAGCGAUCUGUCCCUGGUUCAGUCGAGGAAGGCGGGAAUCACCUCAGCCCUUGCAACGCGGACGUCCCUUAAGGAUGAGGAGCUGAAGAACCAUGUUUACAAGAAGACCCUGCAGGCCCUCAUCUACCCCAUCUCCUGCACGACGCCCCACAACUUCGAGGUGUGGACCGCCACCACGCCCACCUACUGCUACGAGUGCGAGGGGCUGCUGUGGGGCAUCGCCAGGCAGGGCAUGCGCUGCUCCGAGUGCGGGGUCAAGUGCCACGAGAAGUGCCAGGACCUGCUCAACGCAGACUGUCUGCAGCGCGCAGCGGAGAAGAGCUCCAAGCACGGAGCGGAGGACCGCACGCAGAACAUCAUCAUGGCCAUGAAGGACCGCAUGAAGAUCCGUGAGCGCAACAAGCCAGAGAUCUUCGACCUCAUCAGAGACAUCUUCGUCAUCUCCAAGAUGGCGCACGCACAGCAGAUGAAGACCAUCAAGCAGAGCGUGCUCGAUGGCACCUCCAAGUGGUCAGCCAAGAUCACCAUCAACGUGGUGUGUGCACAGGGUCUGCAAGCCAAGGACAAGACGGGCUCCAGCGACCCCUACGUGACCGCGCAGGUGGGCAAGACAAAGAAGAGAACCAAGACCAUCUACGGGAACCUCAACCCUGUCUGGGAGGAGAAGUUCCACUUUGAGUGCCACAACUCCUCUGACCGCAUCAAGGUACGCGUGUGGGACGAGGACGAUGACAUCAAGUCCCGGGUGAAGCAGCGGCUGAAACGAGAGUCAGACGACUUCCUUGGGCAGACCAUCAUCGAGGUGCGGACCCUGAGCGGGGAGAUGGACGUCUGGUACAACCUGGAGAAGAGAACAGACAAGUCUGCCGUGUCAGGAGCAAUCCGGCUGCAGAUCAGCGUGGAGAUCAAAGGAGAGGAGAAGGUGGCACCGUACCACAUCCAGUACACCUGCCUGCACGAGAACGAGUUCCACUAUCUGGUGGACGUGCUGGGCAGUGGGAUGGUGAAGAUCCCCGAUGCCAAGGGAGACGAUGCCUGGAAGGUCUACUUCGACGAGGUGGCUCAGGAGAUUGUGGACGAGUUCGCCAUGCGCUACGGGAUUGAGUCCAUCUACCAAGCCAUGACCCACUUUGCCUGCCUGUCGUCGAAGUACAUGUGCCCGGGCGUGCCAGCGGUCAUGAGCACCCUGCUUGCCAACAUCAACGCCUACUACGCUCACACCACCGCCUCCACCAACGUGUCUGCCUCUGACCGCUUCUCCGCCUCCAACUUCGGGAAAGAGCGGUUUGUUAAGCUACUCGACCAGCUUCACAAUUCCCUGCGCAUCGACCUCUCCAUGUACCGAAACAACUUCCCAGCCAGCAGCCCGGACAGACUGCAAGAUCUGAAAUCCACGGUGGAUCUGCUCACCAGCAUCACUUUCUUCAGAAUGAAGGUGCAGGAGCUGCAGAGCCCCCCCAGGGCCAGCCAGGUGGUGAAGGACUGUGUGAAGGCCUGCCUGAACUCCACCUACGAGUACAUCUUCAACAACUGCCAGGAGCUGUACAGCCGCGAGUACCAGACUGACCCGAAUAAGAAGGACAUGCCCCCAGAAGAGCAGGGGCCGAGCAUCAAGAACCUGGAUUUCUGGCCCAAACUCAUCACCCUCAUAGUGUCCAUCAUUGAGGAGGACAAGAACUCCUACACCCUCGUCCUAAACCAAUUCCCCCAGGAGCUCAAUGUAGGGAAGAUCAGUGCGGAGGUGAUGUGGAACCUCUUUGCCCAGGACAUGAUGUAUGCAAUGGAAGAGCAUGAGAAGCACAGGCUGUGCAAGAGUGCAGACUACAUGAACCUGCACUUCAAGGUGAAGUGGCUCUACAACGAGUAUGUGCGAGACCUGCCUGCACUCAAGGGGAGCGUCCCAGAGUACCCUGCGUGGUUUGAGCAGUUUGUGUUGCAGUGGCUGGAUGAGAACGAGGACGUGUCUAUGGAGUUCAUGCAUGGCGCCCUAGAGAGGGAUAAGAAGGACGGGUUCCAGCAGACAUCAGAGCAUGCGCUGUUCUCCUGCUCGGUGGUGGACGUGUUCACUCAGCUCAACCAGAGCUUCGAGAUUAUCAAGAAGCUGGAGUGUCCUGACCCGGUCAUCGUGGGCCACUAUAACAGGAGGUUCGCCAAGACCAUCGGCAAGGUGCUGCUGCAGUACGCCGACAUCGUCUCCAAGAACUUUGAGUCUUACUGCUCCAAAGAGAAACUGCCCUGCAUUCUGAUGAACAACAUCCAGCAGCUCCGGGUCCAGCUGGAGAAGAUGUUUGAGGCCAUGGGAGCCAAGCAGCUGGACGCGGAGGCCAGCGAUACCCUGAAUGAGCUACAGGUGAAGCUGAACAACGUGCUUGACGAGCUGAGCACUGUCUUUGGGAACAGUUUCCAGCCCAAGAUUGAGGACUGUUUCAAGCAGAUGGGUGAUAUCCUGUGCCAGGUGAAGGGCACUGGUAACGUACCAGCCAACGCCCAGAACACCCUGGCAGCAGAUGCAGACAACGUGCUAAGGCCACUCAUGGACUUCCUAGAUGGAAACCUGAUGCUGUUUGCCAAGGUCUGUGAGAAGACGGUGCUGAAGAGAGUCCUGAAGGACCUGUGGAGGAUCGUCAUGAACACCAUGGAGAAAUCCAUUGUCCUGCCUCCUCUCACAGACACCUCGGGCACGCAGUUGAUUUUCACAGCAGCGAAGGAGUUGGGACACCUGUCCAAGCUGAAGGAUCACAUGGUGCGGGAGGAAGCAAGAAGCCUUACCCCCAAGCAGUGUGCCAUCCUGGAUCUGGCCUUGGAUACGAUAAAGCAAUACUUCCAUGCGGGAGGGAACGGGCUGAAGAAGACGUUCCUGGAGAAGAGCCCGGAGCUGCAGUCUCUGCGCUACGCCCUGUCCCUCUACACCCAGACCACAGACACCCUCAUCAAGACCUUCGUGCAGACGCAGACCGCGCAGGUGCAUGAUGGGAAGGGUAUUAGGGUUACCGCUCACGAGGAUGUCCGUCCUGAUAAGGGCUCCGGAGUGGACGACCCAGUCGGAGAAGUGUCAGUACAGGUCGAUCUGUUCACACACCCGGGCACUGGAGAGCACAAGGCGACUGUGAAAGUUGUGGCAGCGAAUGAUCUGAAGUGGCAGACCUCAGGAAUGUUCCGACCCUUCGUGGAGGCAACGAUGAUCGGACCCCACCUGAGCGACAAGAAACGCAAGUUUACCACCAAGUCCAAAAACAACAACUGGGCUCCCAAAUACAACGAGACCUUUCACUUUAUCCUGGGGAACGAGGAUGGGCCGGACUGUUACGAGCUGCAGGUGUGUGUAAAGGACUACUGCUUCGCACGGGAGGACCGCGUGCUGGGGAUCUCCGUGAUGCAGCUGCGGGACAUCGCAGACAAGGGCAGCUGUGCAUGCUGGUGUCCGCUGGGGCGCAGAGUGCACAUGGACGAGACGGGACUGACAGUGCUGCGAAUCCUCUCGCAGCGCACCAACGACGAGGUCGCACGCGAGUUCGUCAAGCUCAAGUCAGAGUCGCGCUCAACCGAGGAGGGAAGCUGAGGAGGGGACGCCACUGCUGCUCAGCCGGCGGCGGCGUCGUCUUCUCCAUCUCUGGACUACACUGUUAAUCUGUAUUGAGAAGGACGGGCUCUUCACUUCACAACAGGGAUUUCAUGAACACUUUGACACGUUUCACCCGGAACCUCUUCUGUUCCGUCUCUCUGCUGUGGUCUCUCUUGAUUUGUGAAGUGUCUGGGUGUGUACGAUUUUAUCCACAGUUGUGCAAGAGAUUCGGGUUUGAAUUACUAUGCUUGUCAUUUUCAAUUUAUUAUUAGUGUUAUUAUUGUUAUUAUUGAUACUUCUACUACUAGUAGUACUAUCAUAGUCGAUAGUUUGAAUACGUUUUAAACUAAUAUUUAUAGGUAUAAUGAACAGCCAAAUGAAGAAUUGUCAGGCAGAUUUUGGAUCUGAACUGAAGGCACUUGUAUAUGUGGUUUACAGGUUUAGCUGUGGUAGUCUGAGCUCUAAUCUGAUAGUUUAGCAAUUACCUGGAGAGAAGAUAUGUUCUUUGUACUGUUAAUUGUUGCGAGUUGAUAUAGAAAUAGUAAAUUAUAUUGCUUGUAAUUCCCUUGACAAAUGCAUUCAUAGUGUCCUGCUCACUCUGUGGGGUGAUUUUAACAUGAUUCUGGAAGGCGCUUUAUAAAACUGUACUAUUAAUAUGUGUAUAUCAAUCCUGUUUUCUUUCAGACUGCCUUCCUUAAUCACCUCAGUUUGCUCAACAGAGAGAGAUAAUUGGACAUGAUGCAUAAAUUAGGAAGUUGGCAAUUUCAGAGUUACAGUUCAUACUGCAAUUGAAAACGAUUAUUUACUUUAUUUGUAAUUUAAAGUGCUUAACAAAAUAAGUGCAUUAUGCAGUACUUGAUCAGCCUCUUCUAUUUAUCAGUUCGCUGUUAUUUAUUGAAUGCCUUGUUUUAGGAAUUGAGCCAUUUGUUUAGGGCUGUUCAAGUCAUGUUCUAGAUGUUCUGAUCCAAUCAUCAGAGACCAUGGCAUUUUUUUUGCAAACGUGAAAGUCUCUCUUCUGAAAUUGCCUCUUUUCAAAAGUUGCAUUGUCCCUGCUCUGGCGUUGUCUCUUUAUAAAAUAAAACUAAAAAACACAAUUGUUUUUACAGAUAAUGCAGACAUACUGUACCCUUACCUUAACCAAAAAAAAAAAGUUUAAUAAAUACUUUGCAAGGGACCAGGUGGAUAAUUAUCACAUCUGCCAAUAUUCUGUGAACAGGACCAAACUGAAAGUGAUCAGCAUUGCGGUGAUGUGGUAUCUUAUCACACAUGCCAUACUGCUGCUCUUUCGUCUUCACUUCUGCCAAGAGCAAAAAGAGAGUGCAACUUUCACAUUCCCUUUUUUGUUGUUGUUGAUGUUGUUAAUGCUGCGUCCCUCUUCAAAAGCUAGUCUGAUAAAAUCUCUGAGCAUUGGUGUCAAAGGCUGGGACCAGAGAAGACUAAAGUUUCUAAAGCCACGAGUGUGACGGUUGCUUUGAUUUGCACACAGAGAUCGACCAUCACAAGCAAGAUCCAUUAUUAACCGGACGGGGGUAACUGAUUUAUCCUUCUGACGGCUUACAAGAAAACAGGUUUCCCUCAAACAGUAUUCUUUUAUAUGUGACACCAGUUACUUAUAAACCACACCAUGAAAGUAUUCUGUUUGACACCUAUGGCUCAGAGAAACUGAUAGGGAGGAAAAUUACAGGAACAUUAUUUAAACAGUUGUAGCAACACGUGGGGGCGUAUAACGCUAUAUCACACCCCGCUACUUACUCUUUAAAGCCACGGCCCAUUCGUUAUACAAGCAACAACAGUAGUGUCCAGUGAUCACAUGGAAUCAUGGGUGUUGUAGUUCAAUAACAGACCGGUGUGAAGGAAAGACCUACAACACCCAGCAUUCUACAACAGGGGUAAAUCCUGUGCAGUACAUUCCAAGCUCCUCCAGCUAGUUCCACAUCUGUCACUCAAUCAAGCUCAAAUUUAUAUACUGGUGUUACAUAUGUAAAUUAUAUAUAGAGAGAUAUAUUAAAAGCAGUAUGCCAACAUGUUUUAUAAUAUGUUUACGACAUCCCAUCAAUCAUUUAUUGACCUUGCUUGUAUUCUGUUAGUUUAGAAAUUGUUCUAUUUAGGUGAGAAAAAUUCAAAAACAUCCCAUUAAGAGACAUCGGUGCUAGACCAAAAAAAUAAAACAUAAACAACACGUCAUUUUUUUCAAUCCUAAAUUGUGUGCCAUCAACUGUCUUGCACAGUCCGAAGUGUAACCUCUUCUAAAUCUAAAUCUAAGAGAAAGUGCCAUACCACUACACAGGUGAAUCCCCAAAGAAAUUUGAGAAAGUGACUCUGGCAAGAGGACUGGUUCAGCUGUUUAGUUACUUAAGAGGGAAGCUUUGUCCUAGCGAGGAUCAGGCUGCAAUAGAAAUGCUAUUUUCUACUUUUUAUGACAGGCUUAAUGACACCUAUCAAUUGACAUACUUACAAUUUUCCAGAAAUUACAUUACAGCAUCUUGACACACAUCGCUUUGCCAUGAGUGCUAAAUCUGAUGAAAGAUUACUGGAAGUAUUUUAAGGGCUAGGUCCAUAUUCUUUUUCUAUCACUGAAUACACCGCAAAUGGGUUUGGAACACUUGGAAUCUACUGUACGCACUCAUUGACUCACAAUGUGAAGAGUAAGACUGCAUUCUGUGUGUAUACCGUGUGCCAAGACGUGCAAGCGCUCAGCUCUUACACAUUCAUAUAUAUAUAUAUAUAUAUAUAUAUAUAUAUAAAGAGCAUGUCUUGUAUAGCAAUCAUAGUACAUAGACCUUCGUUUGUGAAUUUUUAAUAUAUGUAUAGCCACUUGAGAAGAAAAUGAUGCUAAAUAAAUAUAGAAAUAAACAUUUGUUGGGGAACUGACAAGUGCUUAAAAAUAAAUUUUGUACAUAAAUUAUUUAAGAAACA